ACCACUAUACUAGUUAAGUAGUAGACUAGUAGUAGUAGUAUUAAAAUGAGUCAAUAUAUGCCAUAUAAAUAGAGUAGUACUUUUCCAAAAGCAAACUAAAAUGGCACUAUCAUAUUCUAUGGUUUCUUUCAAGUGCUUCAUUGCAUGUAUUUCAGUGCUCAUUCUUAGCUUCUCUAAUGUUGAAGCUCGACAAAAGGAGCUUCUCUCGAUAGAUUACUACUACUAUUCUUGUCCACAACUAUACGAUAUUGUGCGUGACACCGUUGUUGAAGCUAUUAACAACGAGACUCGUAAUGGUGCCUCCUUGCUUCGUCUCCAUUUCCAUGAUUGCUUUGUCAAUGGAUGUGAUGGAUCGGUAUUGUUGGAUGAUAAUUCGACAUUUACGGGAGAGAAAACGGCAUUCGGUAACAAUAAUUCGUUAAGAGGGUUUGAAGUGGUAGAUGCGAUCAAAGCUAAAUUGGAGAAAGUUUGUCCACUUAUCGUCUCUUGUGCUGAUAUUCUUGCUAUUGCUGCUCGCGAUUCUGUUUUUCAUCUGGGAGGUCCAACAUGGGAUGUAAGAUUGGGAAGAAGAGACUCUCUGACAGCUAACAGAACAGCUGCCAACGUAUUCAUCCCCGCACCUUCGUCAAAUAUAACUGUUCUUAAAUCUAAUUUUGCUGAUGUUGGAUUAUCAUUUAAAGACUUGGUAUCUCUUUCUGGAGCACAUACCUUAGGAUUUGCAAGGUGCACAACAUUUAGACCAAGAAUUUACAAUGAUGGUAACAUUAGUCCCUCAUUUGCUCAAACACUAAGAAGCAAGUGCCCCAAUGUAGGAAACGACGACGUUUUGCAAGGAUUGGAUGUAAAAACUCCAUCUCAUUUUGACAAUAUAUAUUACAAGAAUUUGUUAACUAAAAAAGGUUUGCUUCAUUCAGACCAAGAGAUUUACAAUAGCAACAAAGCUGAUCCUAUUGUUCGAAAAUACUCUCGAGAUGUUUCGAAAUUUUACAGGGAUUUUGCUAAAGGCAUGAUUAAAAUGGGUGACAUUAGCCCUCUUGUUGGUAAUCAAGGUGAAAUUAGACAAAAUUGUCGAGUAGCGCGAUAAUUAACUAGGAUCUUAGUUAAUUAAGUUGUUACUCAUGUAUUGAAAUGUGAUUAUAUAUAUAGCUAUUUUUUUUCUUCUUUUUAGUUAAUUCUUUUGGUGAUUAUACACACAUUAGUGUUCAAAGUAUAUAGGAGUACGUGUAAAUUACUCCUCUUUGUUUAUGUACAUUAAGAAAUUUGUAGGGCCUAAUAAUUGUAACAUUCUUUGAAAUGCUAUAUUGUUAAUCAAUUAGUUGUUCAAUUAUCAAGCAAGAUGCUAUCAAGCUUUUUCA
Spinacia oleracea (spinach) is the source of this 1355-nucleotide messenger RNA. Its product is annotated as peroxidase P7. The coding region runs from base 101 to 1084 and encodes 327 amino acids. Gene Ontology annotation, biological process: response to oxidative stress; hydrogen peroxide catabolic process. The transcript is spliced from 4 exons. Gene Ontology annotation, molecular function: peroxidase activity; heme binding. The record is from RefSeq and is a predicted model, not a curated record. NCBI's taxonomy places the organism in Eukaryota, Viridiplantae, Streptophyta, Magnoliopsida, Caryophyllales, Amaranthaceae.